Molecule: messenger RNA, 6459 nt
Organism: Sceloporus undulatus (fence lizard)
Lineage: Eukaryota; Metazoa; Chordata; Lepidosauria; Squamata; Phrynosomatidae
Gene: TECPR2
Product: tectonin beta-propeller repeat containing 2
Exons: 21
Coding region: 191-4603 (1470 amino acids)
Molecular function (GO): protein binding
Source: RefSeq, a predicted model, not a curated record
UUUCCGGGGCCUGCGGGGAAGACGAGCGCCAGCCCGGGGCCUCAGCCAUGAGGGGCCCGAGGCCCUGAGGAGGUGAGUAGCAGCGGGCGGGAGGCCUGGCUGCUGGGGAAGAAGGUAAUGUGGAGUAAAAUGCUGUGUGAAGAUUAUGUGCACCUAAACAUAUUCUAAGUAAGGUGCCUAUAGGUAGCACAUGCAGAUGUUUACCAUGGCCUCAGUGACUCCAUCCUCCUCCUUCAAAGAGUUCUGCCCCUUGUACUAUCUUCUCAAUGCAAUUCCUACGAAGAUUCAAAAGGGAUUCCGUUCCAUUUUGGUAUACCUCACUGCGCUUGACACAAAUGGAGAAUACAUUGCUGUAGGGAGCAGCAUUGGGAUGCUGUAUUUGUAUUGCAGGCACUUAAACCGGAUGAAAAAAUACAAUUUUGAGGGGAAAAAUGAGUCUAUUACUGUUGUGAAACUCCUGAGCUGCUUUGAUGAUCUGGUUGCUGUUGGGACAGCUUCAGGCAAGAUUGCUAUCUUUCAGCUUGUCCCUUCAUUACCUGGGAGAAAUAAACAACUUCGGAGAUUUAAUGUUUCUGGUUUCCACAAAAGUAGCAUCACAGCCUUGGCAUGGAGUCCUAAUGGAAUGAAAUUGUUCUCUGGAGAUGACAGAGGAAAAAUAGUUUAUUCUGCUUUGGAUCUAGAUAAGGGACUUUGCACCUCCAGUUUGGUAUUGGAAGAACCAUGUUCAAUUGUGCAGCUGGACUACAGCCAGAAAGUACUACUUGUCUCCACAUUACAACGAAGUCUACUUUUUUAUACUGAAGAAAAGUCUGUCAAACAAGUUGGAUCCCAACCCAGGAAAAAUACCGGCAAAUUUGGAGCAUGUUUUAUACCUGGCCUAUGUAAACGAAGUGACUUAACACUAUUUGCUGGAAGACCUGGGAUUCGUCUUUGGAAAUCAGAUGUCCAUGGGACAGUUCAGGCUACGUUUAUUUUGAAAGAUGUAUUUGCAGCUGGAAUGAAGCCUUUUGAACUCUAUCCUCGAAUGGAACCAUUAAACAAGAAUAGCUAUAGUUUCCCAGAGAGGCAGCUUGGACUCAUUUCCUGUUUUUUCCAGGAAGGCUGGGUGUUGAGCUGGAAUGAAUAUAGUAUCUAUUUAUUAGACACAGUAAACCAGACAAUGAUUGGCAGUUUGGAAGGGUCUGGUGAUAUUGUGUCCGUGUCCUGUACUGAAAAUGAGAUUUUUCUUUUAAAGGGAGACAGAGAUAUCAUUAGAAUCUCAAGCCGACCUGAAGGACUUAUGUCAACAGAUAUAAGUUCAAAAUUGAUGAGCCCAUUAUCGGAUUUGAGCCCUAAGUUACAGAGCCCACAUUCCGUAAUUGAAUCGAUGCCAUCCAAUCCUUCUCCAGGAACCAACCAAAUACUAAGUGGUUCCACUUCACCUCAAACUCCUGGGGACAAAAAUGGCACCAUAGGUAAAUCUGAUCUGGAUGUAGCAUUGGUAACAGAAAAAAUUCGCUCGCAGAGCUUUGAUGGACUAAGAGACUUGAGCAUUGACCCAAGAAGAAGGGGCUACUCGGUAGCAAGUGAAUCAAGAAGUAGGAGCAGUUCUGUGAAUUCUGUGGACAGCAGCUCUAUUUUCUUGACUGGUGGGGAUCAGACUUCCUCAGAAAUACACAGGGAAGGUCAACUUCCUUCACAGCGGUUCAGCUUGAUUAGUUCUGAAGACUUCAACCAGGAACUGAUUGUCAAACCAAUCAAAGUGAAAAAGAAGAAGAAGAGAAGACCAGAAAAUGGAAUCAGAAGAAAUCCUAGUUCUCUGGAAAGCACACCGUGCUACGAGUAUCAAGGCUUCAGUGAUAGUUCUCCACUUCUAAAUGCGGACUCAUUCUCCAUUAAUUCUAGUCUGAUGGGCAGCAUCACAGACCGCUUAAGCAUGAGUUCUAUGGACCAAGAAAGUGUAUUUAGUACAGAAUCCCAGAAUGUGUUGCGGGAAGAAAAUGGCUCUGAAACAUUCAGUGUUCUUCAGUCUCCAGAGUCAGUAGCUGCUCUUACACCUGAGGACAAUGGUGCAACUGAAUUGCUAGAACUUUCUAACAAUGAAAGUGCAUUGGGCACAUUGCCAACCAUGGACUUCUCAACAUCUGAUUCCCCCUCACUUCUCACAGGAGACCAACUAGGUUGUGAUGAUGCUGAAUAUAAUUGGAACUCCCUGCAAUCUGAACAAACCAAAGCCAUCUUAGAACUGCCGUCCCAAAAGGAAGCACAUGUUUCUCUCCCACAUAACAUGGAGAACACUUCAGAUAAAUUAGAGUCUCUAGAAGAGACAAGCUCUGAGAAAGGAAUGUCUGCAAAUGUGCAAGCAACCUUUAAUGCUGAGGAUGGGUCAUUUGGUUGGGUUGUAGGUAUAGAAAAUAACCCAGAGCAGAAGCAGCAAGAGCCUCUAAGGGACAUAAUUGCCCCCAGUAAUAACAGUUUUCCUCAUAUCCUUUCUGAAAAAGAAAUGUGUCCUCAAGAGUGUGUGCUUCCUCAGCAGGACUUGACUGAGACAUUUCAAGCAGCAUCUAACACUCAUUCUGCCCACAAAUGGAUCAGUGACACACAUGAUGUUAGAACUGAGAAAUCUGUGUCGAGUGAUGAAGAGGAUAUCUAUGGGCAUGGCUUGCCUUACUCCUCUUCAGAGACAAGUGUGACAGAAAUGAGGGCUUGUCUUCCUCCACAGGACAAAAUCCUCAACAGGACAAACAUGGAGGAAGGGGUACUUUUAAAGUCGGAUCAGUUUGCAGAAAGCUGGAUGGGCUAUGCAGGUCCUGGCUAUGGAAUACUGAGCCUGGUUGUCUCUGAUAAAUACAUUUGGUGCCUGGAUUACAAAGGUGGCCUGUACUGUAGUGCUUUACCUAGUGCUGGUCUGCGUUGGCAGAGAUUUGAAGAUAAUGUCCAGCAGGUGGCGGUCUCUCCUUCAGGGGCUCUUCUCUGGAAAGUUGAACAAAAAACCAACAAAGCCUUUGCCUGUGGAAAAGUAACAAUAAAAGGCAAACGUCACUGGUAUGAAGCUUUACCUCAAACAGCAUUUGUAUCUUUGAGUGAUGACACUGCCUGGAUUAUUCGAACAAAUGGUGACCUGUAUCUGCAGACAGGCCUGAGUGUGGAUCGUCCAUGUGCCAGAGCAGUAAAGGUGGAUUGUCCAUAUCCACUGUCACAGGUUACGGCCAGGAAUAAUGUUGUCUGGGCAUUGACUGAACAACGUGCACUUCUAUUUCGUGAAGGUGUGAGCAGCUUCUGUCCUGAAGGAGAGCAGUGGAAAUGUGAUAUUAUCAGUGAAAUGCAAGCUCUAGAGCCAGUGUGUGUAACUCUUGGAGACCAGCAGACCAUAUGGGUUCUAGACAUCCAUGGAAAUUUGUGGUUCAGGACAGGUGUUGCUUCCAAGAAACCACAAGGGGAUGAUAACCACUGGUGGCAAGUGAGCAUUACAGAUUAUGUCGUGUUUGACCAGAGCAGUCUUUUCCAGACUAUAAUCCAGGCAACCCAAACAGUAGCCACAGCAGCCCAGGCCCCUGUUGAGAAAGUAGCAGACAAACUCCGGAUGGCUUUCUGGUCCCAGCCAUUACAGUGUCAGCCAAGCCUACUUGCAGUCAACAGUGGUGGUGUCUGGAUCUCUUCUGGGAAGAAUGAGUUUCAUGUAGCAAAGGGAAGCCUAGUAGGUACUUACUGGAAUAAUGUUGUGCCUCGUGGUACUGCCUCAGUCACAAAAUGGGCUUUUGUGUUGGCUUCUGCAUCUCCAACAAAAGAAGGAAGCUUUCUGUGGCUAUGCCAGAGUAACAAGGACCUCUUCUGUGUCAGUGAUCAAAACCCCCAGUUCCAUCCUUCAACUGUUCAGCUACCCCCUGAUGGUGAAAUAGUAUACUAUUCAGCUUGCCAGGAUGCUAUAUGGUGCUUAGAUAGUCUGGGACAGGUCUUCAUAAGGACACUUUCACCAAAUUGUCCAAGUGGGAUGCACUGGACCAAGCUGGACCUUUCUCAGUUAGGUGCUGUGAAACUUAGAAGUCUGGCAUGUGGAAAUCAGCACAUCUGGGCCUGUGAUGGUUCUGGUGGUAUCUACUUCCGGGUUGGAACUCAGCCUCUAAACCCAAGUUUAAUGUUACCUGCAUGGAUAAUGAUUGAGCCGCCAAUCCAGCCAGUUGGAAUCAAUCUGAUCAGUGUAUACUCAAGUCCUAAUGAUCAGAGUCUAUGGGCGAUAGACAGCAAAUGGAACAUUCAUGUCCGCAUUGGGAUUACUGAAGAGAUGCCUGUAGGCACAGAUUGGGAGCAGAUUCCAGGGCUUCAGGCCUGUGAGCUGGCAAUAAGCACACGGACUGUUUGGGCACGCUGUCCAAAUGGGGACAUUGCACGACGGUAUGGCAUUACAGAUAAAAAUCCGGCCGGAGACUAUUGGAAGAAGAUUCCAGGGAAUGUUUCUUGUUUGACAGCUACCUUUCAGGAUGAACUGUGGGCAGUUGGUUCUUCAGGAAACCUCCUUCAUCGUCUCACAAAGACCUUUCACCAUUCUCACACCUUACAGAAACAUGGCAAUGCUUCUAUUUCAUUUCUCUCUGAUGAUUUUGAAGAUGAGUGGGAAGUAAUAUGAGGUCCUCAAUGCUAUAAAAUAAUCAAAUAGCAAGAAAACAUGCUUUGAAAUCCUGUUACAUGCCAAACACCAGACGUUUAAAGCCGCAGACAUUUGGCAGUAUUAGCACUUUGAUAUAUUUUUUAAAAAACUGACUUGUCUAAUAAGCCCCGAAAUUGUGUAGUAAACUGUCUUGUUUCAGUUAUCUCUCGGAUGAGAUGGGCAACAUGGCUUACUGAAAUUGUGAACUUGUCUUUACUGUAGCUGUUCCAUUGGAAAUACAGCUUAUCAGUUUAACCAUAUUAGCAGUAAGAUUAAUUUGCUCUAGCAUGUACGUGAGUAUCUGUUACUACAGUGGAAAGGCUGUCUGUUACAUUUACAGAAAGAAACAUUCCUUGGUAGAAAAUGAAAUUAAUGAUGCAUAGUUGAACUGAAAAUAUUUAGGGGAUCAUUUUCACUUUAACUUCCAGGGUUCCCUUAAUCCUUUGUUUUGGGUGAAUUGGGUUUUAAAAAAAUCCACACAGACACACUAUUUUCAUACAUCAGUCUGGAUUCAGUUUUCUCCAGAUAUUAAUUCUCUUUAUGCAUCUACCAGCACAUGAAUGGCUUUUGUUCCACAGUACCUAAGACAAGGCUAAAACAACAUAGUAAGCUAGACUUGUAAAAUAAAGUUGGGUCUCUAGGUGGCAAGUAGCAUGACAUGGAACUGGAUUGAAUUGUGCCUGUAACCAGAGUAGAUUCCUAAUUUCCUUUUUGUACCAUAAUUUAAAAUAAAAACAAAAAUGUUAUGAUAAUAAAGAAAUUUAUCCCACAUGAGAGUUUGUUAUAGCCAUCAGGAUGUGUCUUCUCAACACUCAAUUCUUUAGCUACAUUAGCUACAUUUUUGCAAUGUCUUCUAUAUGAGAUGUUUACAGUGGGGGAGUGCAUAACUUUAUAAUUUACUAAUCACUGCAUCUUUCAUUUCACAAAGGCUACUUUACUUAAAAACAGUUGUUAAGGAAAAUGUAAUUCCAGUGACGUAGAUUUUUUAAAAAGUUUAUUUGACGUCUCCUUGGAAUAUUUUAAACAGCUGCUAAUGAAUCUGCAGAUGAGCCAACUUCCAGUGGUGAUGGGGAGAAAUAUGUGAACUUGAGAUUGUAGUAAAGCCAUGUAGUUUUUCCUUAAGAAGCCCUGUGCUAAUUUGUGGAAAGCUUCUUCUCCAUAGUGAGUUCACUUUGGUCACCAUCCAUCCCUGUUUUGCAAAGGUGCUUGCAUAAUCAGUGCUUGUUUGCUGGUUUGCUCUUUCAGUUUACGGUGACUAGGAGGUCAUAUUUGUUUUCCUCUGAGAGAGGAUCACUUUUGCUCGAUCCCUUCCUUAUCUAUAUAUGGACUUGGCCUCAAGAGUUUCUUUUUUUAGUCUGUCACUGAACCAUAACCAACUACUCAGCUACUGAAGUUUACUAGCUCACUGAAGUGGAUGGCUUUGAGAAACUCCUUGGCAAGUGGAACUUCAAAGCUGUAAAAGAAUCCAACACAGCCCUACUUUGAAGCCAAAAACUUCUGAUGAGUGGGGGCAGUGAGAUUUGGCUGAAUGUUCAUAUUACAAUAUUGGGGGGAAAUUAAAGACACAUUUUAUAUAUACUUAACACUUUUUAAAAAGCUUAUGGUAAUGGCUUAGCUUGCUACCAUUUGUAUUCCUUAUAAUAGUGCACCUUGCUUUGUUCAUGAAUAUGAAUUGGUGUUGACAACCCUUCUAAGGCAAUGUGCCCCCCCUUGUAUUGUCCUCCCUAACAACCAGAAAUGUUUACCAUCCUUAGUUUGAUUUCUGUACAUUUGUGUUUCUCUUCCCUAGUACUUUCUGAUAAGUGCAAUAAACUAGCAUUUUUCUUAAAACAUAA